This is a messenger RNA of Sporothrix schenckii 1099-18, 324 nucleotides long. RefSeq lists its product as uncharacterized. Lineage: Eukaryota; Fungi; Ascomycota; Sordariomycetes; Ophiostomatales; Ophiostomataceae. Bases 1 to 324 code for a protein of 107 amino acids. The record is from RefSeq and is a predicted model, not a curated record. The transcript has a single exon.
AUGUACGCCCGUCGAAAUGAGCCUCGGCCAGAUCCACCUACGAGUUCUCGCAAGAAGCAGAAGCAGAAGCAAAAGCAGAAGCAAAAGCAAAAGCAAAAGCAAAAGCAAAAGCAAAAGCAAAAGCAAAAGCAAAAGCAAAAGCAAAAGCAAAAGCAAAAGCAAAAGCAAAAGCAAAAGCAAAAGCAAAAGCAAAAGCAAACCCCACACUGUCACGAUCCGCUGUUUCGACAAGUGGACGAGACCUUCGUGGAGAGAGUCGAGGGAGGGAGAGCAGCUAGGAAAAGCUGGGAAGGUGGACCAUGGACGGUGGACGCCACAUCUUGA